AUGAGCAGAAAACCUCUAUAAAUAAAAUUGAACCCAAUUCAGAAAGUAAACCAACAAGAAAAAGUUAAUUCUUGUAAAAAUGAAACUUUUAAAAGAAGUGUAGUCAAAUAUACAAAUUAAACAUCAAAACUAAUAUAAUAGUUAAUUUUUGUCAAAACAAUCACUUAAAAUUAACAGAAACUUCCUCAAAUAAUAAAUAAUGAAAAUUCGUCCAAACAUAAAAAUAAAAUUAUCUAAAUGUAACAGAAACCUAUAUCUGACUCACAUAUAUCAAAAUAAAAUGGUAAGGUUGAAAAUAACAAUUACCAUAAUGCAAUUUUAUUAGGUGCUCCAGGAGUUGGAAAAACAUUUAUUAUGCAUAAAUUAUUUCCAAAUGAAAAAAGUCUAAAAGAAUUUACAUUGUAUAAAUUAUAAGAAUUAUAAUACAAUUUUGUUGACACUUCAGGAUUCGAUUUUGAGAGUGAGAUAGAUUGGAGAGAGGUUCAAAUCAAAAAAUUUUAAGAAUUUUUCAAAUAAGUUGAUAACAGAAUUUCUUCAAUAUUUAUUGUAGUGAAUUUUGAAAGAACUGAUUUAAUGAAAAAAAAAUUGAUUUCUGUUUAUAAGUACUUUAGGAAAUUUGCAAAUCUAAUAAGUAUAGUUGUGACUGAUUUCCAUUUAAGUGAAAGCAAGGAAGAUGAAGAAAACCUAAUAAAAAGUCUGAAAAUAUUUUAACCUGUUGAUGUCUUGUUUGUAAGGGGGGACGUAAAAUCAGAAGAAUUAAUAAUAUAAUUAAAAAAAAAAUAAUCAAAAAUGCUUAUGAAAAUAAACUAAUAUAAUCAAUUAAACUUAAAAGAGACAAUAUUUGAACAAGAUGAUUUUGAAGAACAGAAAAUAUUAAGAACAUAGUUAUUAAACAAAAUAAUAAAUAAGUGA
Molecule: messenger RNA, 912 nt
Organism: Paramecium octaurelia
Lineage: Eukaryota; Ciliophora; Oligohymenophorea; Peniculida; Parameciidae
Source: the annotation of a GenBank genome assembly